Rhipicephalus sanguineus (brown dog tick) is the source of this 1200-nucleotide messenger RNA. Its product is annotated as succinate dehydrogenase cytochrome b560 subunit, mitochondrial. Gene Ontology annotation, cellular component: membrane. Gene Ontology annotation, biological process: tricarboxylic acid cycle; mitochondrial electron transport, succinate to ubiquinone. The transcript has 6 exons. The coding region runs from base 120 to 641 and encodes 173 amino acids. The record is from RefSeq and is a predicted model, not a curated record. Gene Ontology annotation, molecular function: electron transfer activity; succinate dehydrogenase activity. Lineage: Eukaryota; Metazoa; Arthropoda; Arachnida; Ixodida; Ixodidae.
AGCUGCAAUUGAAGUCGAGUCAAUCCAAGCGUCAAUGUUGCGCCCGCCGGUUUUGGCGUUUCUGCUCACGUCUUGUACAGCUUUGAUAUUUUGUUUAGCUAAGGCCGUGUCGUAAUAUUAUGGCAUACGCAGUGAGGUUUGCCAACAGAGCAAGUGCCCUGUCGCUUUUGCGACCAGCGACAACUUUGCCCACUCCCUGCCUCGCACCAAUGUCGGCAAUGAGCCCCAAGCAGGCGGAAGCGACUGAGUCUUUCUUCGAAAAGAACAAGUCACUAAAAAGGCCCUUGUCUCCCCACCUGAGCAUCUAUGCGCCACAAAUGUCAUGGAUGCUUUCGCUGGUACACAGGACAACUGGCUGUGCUAUGGCAGUAGGUGCGUACGGAAUGGGUGUGAUACCGUUUAUGUGCUCCCACAACUUCCCACACUAUGUGGAGGCGCUGCAGGCCAUGCACAUUUCGCCCAUACUCACUUUCCCAGUGAAGCUUGGCCUGGCCUUUUGCCUCUCCUACCACACCUUCAAUGGCAUGCGCCACCUGGCCUGGGAUUUGGGCCUUGGCUUUGGCCUCAAGGAGCUCUACGCUACGGGCUAUCUUGCCAUUGCCCUUAGUCUGGUGAUGGCAGUUGUGUUGGCCUUCAAGUAGACCGCCUGACCACCUUGUGUCUGACAUGCAACACCUAUACUCCGUUUCAUACAUCAGGUGUGACACUGUGGAAGGUAUGCAAGAAGUUCGGUCAGCAAAAUGUACAAGUCCACACGUUUUGCGCUUGAAUUUUGUCACUGUCGAAGUCAUCUGCGUGAUUGGUUCCAGCUGCAUGCUACCAGAACUAAUUGCGGAGGCCAUGAUACAAAAACAAAAAGGUGCUAAGCAAUCCAGAACAACCUACUGACAACCGCAGAACUAACGUGAUUUGUUUAUUUCUAAUGCACAAGGCACCUUCAUUUAUUACCCAGUCUAAAAACUAAACAAAGAAAAAUCACAUUACAGGUGGUAAAAUCGUUUAACUAUUUCUUGGUGCCAACGCAUCUACUGCAACACGUCUUGCUAGCUUCCAUAGCGUUGCACCUGAUGUAUGAAACGGAGCAUAGAGCCCAAUGACAUGGCACUCCCUUCUUCAGGACAAUGCAUAGACAGGAAAAGGUACAACACUCACUCUUGUUGCGUUGGGUCUGGUUUCCUGAUUGUUAAUAAAAUAUCUGUA